AUGUUUCGCUCGCUGGUAGCAAUCGCUACUGGGCGCAAGAAAUACAUCUUUCCCGAAGUCGAUCCGAAAGUUGACGGGGCUAACUGCCGAGACGACUGCAAUGACUGCACUGUGAAGUGCCCUAACAAUGUCAAAAUCGACACUACUCUUCCGAUGUAUGGAUUCAUCAAGGAGUUCCACGCGCACGUCCUUGUUGCAACCGGAAAGACGGAUUGGGCUCCCAAGAUCGAACAGGAAGAAGGGAGCUUGAUGGAAGCCUUUAAAUCGGAGGGCAAGUCCAAGCACGGGCGCAUCAUGAUUUCGGCUUCAAACCUCAAUGGGCCCAACGGAGAAGUGCCUGGGGGCUCCAAGACCACAAUUCUGUUGCUGCCAUCCUUCACUUUCGUGGACGAGGUUGCUUACUCGGAUGUCAAGCAUGUCGUCGAGAAAUUCAUUGAUGUGCCACUGGGAAGUCCAUCCCAGCCCGUUACUGAUUCGCGAUUGACUUCGCGCCCGUGUCCCCAUGACUAUGUCAUUCUGUUGUGCUCCCACAAGCGCCGCGAUGCUCGCUGCGGAAUCACUGCUCCCUUGAUCAAGAAGGAAAUGGAGCGUCACUUGCGCAAGAGGAACCUCUAUCGGGAUAUGGACGAUGACCGACCUGGCGGCGUGGGCAUUUACUUUGUCUCUCACGUUGGAGGACACAAGUUUUCUGCGAACGUGCUCGUCUAUCGCAAGAAAGAACAGCAGAUGAUCUGGCUGGCGAGGGUCAAGCCAGAGCACUGUGAAGGGAUUGUGAACUACACCGUCCUGGAAGGAAAGGUUGUUCACCCGGAGUGGCAGCUGCGAGGUGGAUUCGACAGAGCUAAGCGAUUGACGAGCUGGUGA
This is a messenger RNA of Penicillium paradoxum, 864 nucleotides long. Its product is annotated as sucrase/ferredoxin-like domain-containing protein. The transcript is spliced from 2 exons. The record is from RefSeq and is a predicted model, not a curated record. NCBI's taxonomy places the organism in Eukaryota, Fungi, Ascomycota, Eurotiomycetes, Eurotiales, Aspergillaceae. Bases 1 to 864 code for a protein of 287 amino acids.